AUUUACUCCGCCAUCUGCAUUGUAGAGACGCGAAAUAUCAAAUAACCAAAAGCUCUCAUUGUGCACUCCAGCUCUUCUUCCAUUCACCGGUCAAGAGCUUUGCAUGAAACAAGAACACAGGACAGCCUUCCGUCUCGCUGCUUGACUGGCGUCUAUCUUCCCCGCAGACACUUUCAGCUCCUAAAUUUGACUUUUUAUGGCGGCCACCAAUGCAGGAACGCACAUUGAAAGUUCAUGCCGCUCCUCAGCUACUGUGCGAUCAUAGGCCAGAAGCUUUCAGGUACUACCCGAGAGACACGACUACUUCGCCACAAAGUAAGGAAUGCGAAGUACGAAGGUAGCUGUGGAGCCGCAAUCUCGCUUACUGUUGUCCUAUGCCUCGACGAGCGACAGCAGCAGCGGGAACGUGGUCGAGCGACUGCCAGUGUGACAAACCUUCUACAGACUUUGCACUCGCAUUGGUCACAUUGUUCCGGGGCUGUGGACGCCUCAUGGAAAGAUAUCGGUCAGAACUUGCUCCUGCAAACGAAUAGACUGAAGGCUGAGUGGCCGGACACGAAAGACAAGUAAAGUGCCAUUCUACUACACAUUCCAACAACGCACACUUGAUCGCUUCGUUGUCACCAUGCGUACUUCAUUUGCUGC
Molecule: messenger RNA, 645 nt
Organism: Macroventuria anomochaeta
Lineage: Eukaryota; Fungi; Ascomycota; Dothideomycetes; Pleosporales; Didymellaceae
Exons: 2
Coding region: 235-570 (111 amino acids)
Source: RefSeq, a predicted model, not a curated record